ACCCCUCUAGUCGUAGGAUCUCUAUGAGAUGGACAGGCAGCCAGUAGUGUUUCUAGUUUAGCGACAUGGUUUUUGAAUGAUUGCCCAGCCAACCAAACUACUAGCAUGAACUGCUGCUUGGGAUGCAAGUAUUAUAGUUAGCGACUUUUCAAUAUCUCAAAUCGGACAUCAACUGUGCCCAAAUAUACGACUGGUGAGGCUGUGAGCGAACAAGGGAGUGUGUGUGUGUGAGAGAUACUGACAGAGGGAGUGGUCGUCAUGGCAGCCGAGGCGCAGAGACAACGUUCUCUGUCUACAUCAGGAGACUCGCUCUACCUGGUCCUGGGGAUCGACAAGAACGCUUCACCAGAGGACAUCAAGAAGUCCUACAGGAAACUGGCUCUGAAGUUCCACCCAGACAAGAACCCAGACAACCCCGAGGCCGCUGAUAAGUUUAAGGAAAUCAACAACGCCCACGCCAUCCUGAACGACUGCACCAAGAGGAACAUCUACGACAAGUACGGAUCCCUGGGACUGUACGUGGCCGAGCAGUUUGGAGAGGAGAACGUCAACACCUACUUUGUCCUCUCCUCCUGGUGGGCCAAGGGCCUGUUCAUCUUCUGUGGCCUGGCGACUGGCUGCUACUUCUGCUGCUGUCUGUGCUGCUGCUGUAACUGCUGCUGUGGGAAGUGUAAACCGCAGCCGCCUGUGGACCAGGAACCAGAGUUCUACAUCUCCCCUGAAGACCUGGAGGCACAGAUGCAGUCUGACGAGAGAGACGUUGGUGGUGACCCCAUCAUGAUGCAGCCGUCCGGAACAGAGACCACCAGGCUGACGUCAGACAACCACUCCUCCUACCGGACCGACACCGGAUACAACUAAACCCCCUGUACCCCUACCCUCUACACCGGAUACAACUAAACCCCCUGUACCCCUACCCUCUACACCGGAUACAGCUAAACCCCCUGUACCCCUACCCUCUACACCGGAUACAACUAAACCCCCUGUACCCCUACCCUCUA
Messenger RNA from Salmo salar (Atlantic salmon), 1001 nucleotides. RefSeq names its product dnaJ homolog subfamily C member 5. The record is from RefSeq and is a predicted model, not a curated record. Lineage: Eukaryota; Metazoa; Chordata; Actinopteri; Salmoniformes; Salmonidae. Gene Ontology annotation, cellular component: intracellular membrane-bounded organelle; membrane; presynapse. Gene Ontology annotation, biological process: regulation of synaptic vesicle cycle.